AGCGCUUUGCGCUUUGGAAGGAAGAUUAAUACUACUAGUGCGUAUCAGUUGUGGUCCGGUGGGAUCAUUUAAAACAGGGUUUAUGCAUGAAAAGUGUAAUUUAAUAUGUCAAAUGUUUUAACCAGUUAUGGUUGCUCAGGGACUUAAUUUCGUUGCGACUUUGGUUUUAGUUCAAAACAUCAUUCAGAGCGUUUCCGCCAACAAUUUUGUAUGUGCGUCAACUUUUAACAGCGUAAUAGACGCAUGUCCUAGUGAAAGAACAACUCGUAUCACCGACAUAGCCAGUAUUGUCAUAGAUACCGACUCGGCAGACAAUGACACAACCGAAUGCCUUUGCUUGGUGUCGCCAAUCAUAUCUGGUUCAAGGACUCAAAUACAAAUUUCCUUCGCCACCGGAUCGCCAACCGAGAACAGAACAAUAAUUCUCCCUGAUGGGAACUCGCUGUUAAAAGGGGCUAGUAGCUUGAUUUUCAGUGAACCACCGUGGUUGUUGAAUUACACCAGCAAAGACGGAACAACACUGUUACCAUCAUGUUUCCAAUUGGAAGCUUCUAUCGGACGAUUCCGUGUCGAAUGUUCAACCAGUGUGGACAUGCUUCACUCGGCCCAGCACAGAAAUGAGUCAUAUUAUUCAAACAACAGAGACGAAACGACUCAUACAACAACAAUGCAUGCGAAUGAACAGAACACAUCAGUUACCAUGACUACGAGUGUGGAUGUGAAAGAAAGUUCAAGAGACAGAAAUACCGAUGUUGUUGCAUUAGCAGUCUGCGUAACUGUGAUUCCAGUUGCACUUGGCAUGGCAGUUGUUGUGGUACUCCUGGCACGCAGAAAGAAAAUCACGAAGUCCAAGGCAAUAACUGCGAACACUGCGAACACUGGAGCUGAUUACUAUGAUCUUCACGAAAUCAACGAUGAGAAAAACAAUGAGAAACCCAGUACUACUAUGAAGGAAAAUGCAAUCGAUUGAGCGUUUUCACAAUGUCGUAUAAUGGCUUUGCCUAUACAAUUAGUGCUAUGAAUAUAAUUGUUUUUUUUCUUAAUUUAUUCAUUAUACUCGUAUGGUGCUUAUGUAUGCUUUUUCACUUGGAGUUGUCUUCUUUAUCAUUAAAAGUAGGGAACAUUAACAUAAUAUUUUUUUGUUAAAUAUUUGUCAAAAGGUUAUAUAUCCAUUGUUCUUACACUGCAAAGAGUAAACUAGCCAGAUCAUGUACGCAUCAAUAUGAAUACUGUUCCCGUUCGUUGUGGUUCACUUUCUGCUAUAACGACAUGUUCAAAAAUGUGUUUUUUUAUUAACAUUUGACUUACUAUUUGAUUAACAAGUAUGUUGAGUUUAUUGGAAAGCUUUCCCGUUAUCACACAAUACAUGCAAUGGCAAAAAAGAGCAACAAAUUUAUAUUAGAUAUUGUCCCUCAUUGUAAUACCAACCAUUUGAGCAAAUACUGACACAACUUAUGAACUUGUCCAGCUCUGCAAAUACUAUUGAGUGUGUGCUUCGUGUUUUCUGCAUUCUUUUUUAUUUAUUUGGGGGCGUAUGUUUGUAAACAAUGCAUAUAAUGCAUCUUUAUAUAAAGAUUGGCACGAUUCUCAAAUGCAAAUACGCAAUGUUUUUUUAACAUAUACAAGUAUUAUUUUUAUAACACUAUAUAUAACGUAAAACAAUAAAAAAGCACGUGUUUCA
Dreissena polymorpha is the source of this 1681-nucleotide messenger RNA. RefSeq lists its product as uncharacterized. NCBI's taxonomy places the organism in Eukaryota, Metazoa, Mollusca, Bivalvia, Myida, Dreissenidae. The record is from RefSeq and is a predicted model, not a curated record. The transcript has 6 exons. The coding region runs from base 128 to 970 and encodes 280 amino acids.